CGCCGCCCCGCUGCUGCCUGGGACCAGUAGUUCCCCUCGGGCUCGGCCCGCAGCGAGUGAGCGGGGAGCGGACUACACUUGCCAGGGUGCUCGGGCGCCGCUGCGAUGCGCAGGCGCCGCUUCCCCUGCUGCUGUUUGUUUGUUGUUUUGUGAAGGCAUCAAGAGCUAGCAGCGCGAGCCCGUGGUGCCCCCGUCCCCGGCUGGCUGCGGCGGGGGACGCCGCCGGGCCCGAUCACUCAGCUACUUUGAAAAUGUCUGAAAAUUCCAGUGACAGUGAUUCAUCUGGUGGCUGGACUGUCAUCAAUCAUGAGGGGUCUGAUAUAGAGACCGUGACCUCUGAAAAUGGAGGAACAAAUAGUAAUCUUGAGCCUGCAUCAGAAGAAUAUGCUACUUUGGUGGAGGAAGAAGAGCAACCAUUUGAUUUGAGAGCUGAAUGCAGCAAAGAUGAUGUGGCAUCAAUGGUAGAAACUUCUCAUGCUGCCUUGGAGGAAACCCAGGCAGUUUCUGAGGUAAAGAAAGAAAGAUUGCCUGAUCACGGUUCCUGUAUUGGGGCUAUUAGUGAUGAUUCUGACAUUGUUACCCUUGAAACACCUAAAGUAGAAGAAAUUGGAACGCAGGAAGAAACUGCAAUUGUUGAUGAGGAAGCUCAAGGUUCAGAUGAUUUUAACAUGGGUUCUUCCUCCAGCAGCCAGUACACAUUCUGUCAACCAGAAACUGUUUUUCCACCUCAGCCUAGUGAUGAUGAAUCAAGUAGUGACGAAACAAGCAAUCGAUCCAGUCCCACACUGAGGAGACGGCGUGCAAAGAAGAGGCUUGUCUCGAACUCUGAACCUGAGGGCGGGGCACCUAAUGAACAGGAAACUGAACCUCCCAAAGAACAGCAACAGAAACGCCAAUUCAGUAGUGGCCUGAACAGAUGCAUUAUACUAGCUUUGGUGAUAGCAAUCAGCAUGGGAUUUGGACACUUCUAUGGUACAAUUCAGAUCCAGAAACGUCAACAAUUGGUAGAAAAGACACAUGAAGAUGAACUAAAUGGUAUGAAAGAUGACCUUUACCAGUGCCAACGAGAGCAAGGAGUUAAAGCAGACUAUAAGGUGGGGUCACUAAAACAAGACCUUGCAACAUGUCUGAUCUCUACUGAGGUAGAAAAGAAAUCAUUUGAAUCUCAGAAAAAAAGUCUUACGGCAGAAAACCAGCACUUAAGGGAAUCUCUGGAGAGGGAAGAAAAAGCUUUGGACUUGCUGCAGGAAGAGUUAAGGAAACUGAGAGAACAAAUUAGAAACGUAGAUGAUAAAGGUACUAGUACAGAGUCAGUUGUCAUGGAAAAUAAAAAGCUUAAGGUACAUUUGGAAGAGGAAAAGCAAAAAAUACACAACUUUCUUAAGCAAAAGGAGACACUUUUUGCAGAAGCACAAAUGUUGAGGAGAGAACUAGACAAAGAACGUCAUAUAACUGAAGCUCUAAGAGAAGAACUGGAGCAGUUAAGUUCUCAUCAGACAUCCGACAACACAGACACUGACAAUACAUUGAGGAAGAACGAAGAAAUAGAAACUUUGCGGGGAAGACUAACAGAGCUGGAAAAGAAGCUAAACUUUGAACAACAACGCUCUGAUUUGUGGGAAAAACUGUAUGUUGAAGUGAAGGACCAAACCGAAAAACAGGAAGCUAAUGAAAAAGGACAAGAGAAAGAUGGUAAAGGAACAAGUAAGACCAAAAAGAAGUCCAAAGAAUCAUUUUUUGGCUCAGUUAAAGAAACUUUUGAUGCCAUGAAGAAUUCCACAAAGGAGUUUGUAAGACACCAUAAAGAAAAGAUUAAACAGGCUAAAGAAGCAGUGAAAGAAAACCUGAAAAAAUUCUCUGAUUCUGUGAAGUCCACAUUCAGACACUUCAAAGACACAACUAAAAACAUCUUUGAUGAAAAGAAGAAGUCUGGUGCUAAAAGAUAUGAGGCAAACAAAAAAGGUAAAACAGUUUAUCGGGAAUAUAAUACUCAUGAGAAUCCUUCUAAGCAUACACACCAUAGAGGGCCUAGUAUGAAAAAAGAAUUCAGAGAGGGAAGAAAAGAAAGAUCAACUCACUUUACAUUUGAAAAAGAUACUAAUUCACAGAAAUGCAUCAAUAACCCAGAAUGUAACAGAAAACGUCACUCUGUCCUAAAGGGCUGUUCUGGUAUUUUUGAAUGCGCUCAUCAGGAAUUUAUUAGCCUGUUUAACAAAGUACUGGACCCUAUUAGGGCUGAAGAAUUUAAUCAGUUAAUGCAAAAAUAUUUGCAGCAAGAAGUAGACCGUUUCCAUCACUGGAGAGAACUAGAGAAUUUCAUCAAUAAGUUUUUCCAUAAUGGGAUCUUUAUACAUGACCAGAUGCUGUUCACGGACUUCGUUAGUGAUGUUAAGGAUUAUCUUGAGGACAUGAAGGAGUACCAAAGUGACCAUGAAGGAAUGUUUGAGGAUUUGGAUAAAUACAUCUACAGAUACUACUUUCAUUAUGAUAAUUCACCUCAGUAUGGACCCAGUCAACCUGCUAAAAGGCCUACUUUCACACAAUCUGAAAGUUCCAGACAUGAAAAACAAACUCAGAAGCAACACCAUCGUAAUAAGAGAGAAGAGCCUGUUGACUUAUGAAGAAUUUGCUGUGCUGCAUUCUAAUCAGCUUACUGACAUAUGCACUUGAAAUUUCUUGCACAUCUGCAUAUUGUGGAAGAAAAAUAAAGAGGCGUUGUGGGUAAAAGUCUUUAUUCAUAAACAAAUUUAGCAUAGAUGUACAGUCCCAUAGAGGUUAUGAAGUCUUGUUUUACUCCUCUCCUCUAAAUCACAAAUGUCAUGCAGUAGCUGUUGAUGUUCUGUUAAUUAUUUAUAAAUGUCCUAAGACGGAUGAACCUUGUUUUUUCCCUCCCCUCUUAACACCAAGAGAUAAGAUGAGAAUAUUGCCACUGAAGUUCCACUUUUCCACCAGUGAAGAAGCAUCACUAAACACACUACGCCCAGUAUAAUCCUUAUCUACUGGCUGUACAUUUGAGCCAGACCUGUCAAUUUUUCUUACCUAUUUUCAAGUAUCACGGCCCUCUGUUCUGUACUAGAAGGUUGUUUAACCAAGACACCACUGUACAAUACUGAGUUCAGUUGGUUCCAGUUCAGAAACUGAUCUUGAAGCAUGCUUCAUUUCACCCUUCUUGUGUAGACAUAGAUGUGGCUUCCAAUUCGUCCCUGAGGCAUAUGGGUGUGAAAGACAGUAGCUGUUCUCUCAUAACCAUUUAGGACAAGAAACGAUGAUAUUUCCUGUAAAUAAAUACACUUUCGUUUCCAAACAGUCCGGCAUUUUUAUACUGGUGGGGUACAUAACUGUGUUCCUGAACUUCUAUUAAACCAACCACUCAGCUACCCAUGGAAGUUAGGUUCUGUGUUGUGGGAAGAAAUAUCAACCAUACCAUAUCAUGACCCUUGGUUAGAGUGAAAUCUUGGUCACCUCCCGCAACCUUGAGUAAAUGGACUUUACGGAAAAGUUGAACGGGAAGGAAUUCUGCUGAUUGCAGCCUACUUUGCUCACUUCAUGCCCAUAAAGUCACUCAAGGCAAACCAUAUAGGUUGUGUCUGUGCACCUCAAACUUGCCUUGGCACUGUUUGGAAGAUAGUUGCCUCACAGCAGUACUUCAUGACAUGAAGGAUUUGCUGGGUACCCAUGCAUGCCCUCUCUGGGAUCUUUCCCUUCACUACAGUGACAAUAGAACAUUUGCCCAAAUACAGCAUAGCUACAAGUCAUACAUUUUUAAAGGCUAAAGAACAUUUUCAAAGCUGCAAUUUCAGCUCUCAUUUCUAUUUCUUGUGAAAAUUUGUGUUCUUAGCGUGAUUUAGAUAAAGUUAACUUGCAGUUAACAUACCUGUUCUAGCACACUGAAGAAGACCAAGUGAGUAGGUAAUGUACCAUUGUAAAACUCCUCAUUAAGCCACUUGAGAGGAUUAGAGUAAAAUAUAUCUGCUUCGUCAAGGUAACUCUCUUUUCCAGUUAGGUCUGGAGGACAUUGAAGGAAUCUCAUUGGUAGAGGACAGUGAACAUGGCUAGGAGGGGGGGAAAAAUGGUUGAGAUCCAGUGUUAAGUGACCACUUUAGAUCUUAGUUUCAAUUAAGGAUGCUAUAUUGUAGACUGUAAAACUUCUUGUUCUCUUAUUUUCCCAUUAUCAGUAGGUGCAUUUUUCCCUUCUGUGCUAGAUACAUAAUUUUUUCUCAUCUCUGUAUUUCAAAUAAGCAUACAGAAAGUAAAAUGAGGUGCCAGUAGUGAGUGUAGUUGCAACUGGAGAGGUUCAUAGGAAGCAAUAAUCCACAAUCUGAUUUAUUGUAGAUUUUAAUAGCAAAAAGACCAUCCUGAGUGACCUCAGUCCUUUACUGGAGCACAUUUUGAAAAUAUGUUGUGUUAAUUAUUUAAUUUUGUAUAUAUCAGGAUGUUACAUAGUUCUGGAAGAGUUACUUUAGUCAUGUCAUACAUAAUAGUUCUAUCUGUUAACCUGGUAGCAGAAGUCAAGGAAAUAAGCAUUAAAUCUUGACUUCCUGCAGUAGUUAAAUAUUAGAGAAGGAGUGAAGCAAUGCAAACUCCUAGGGCAAACAUAUGUCUAACACUAAGCUGUUUUGGUAAAACAGGAAAAAAUGCAGCUGCUGGGUGGAGUAAACAAUAUGAAAGAUCCACUUUUCCAAUUUACUUCAUACAGAGUUAACACAGACUGAACAAUUUAGUAAUAGAUGCACAUUAGCCCACAAAUAAUUCAAUAUAUUUGAGGGGGGGGAAAUUGUAUGCUUGAGUAGCUUUAGUAUUACAAAUUGUAUUAGCUACUUUAUUACCUGUAAAAAGGAGUAGAGUGGCAUGGCAUCAUUACAAAGACAGAAGCCCAUGAUUGGUUAGAAGAAUUGUUACAGAGCUGCUGCAUAUGAAUCAUGACAUCAAGAGAGCCACGUUGGUGAAUCAAACCCGUGUACAGGGCUGGGAGUAAAUUUGAUAAAAGCAGGAAGGUUAUUGCUGAUUUCUUCCAUGUUUUCAAUUGUUUAAGAGAAUAUCC
Molecule: messenger RNA, 5041 nt
Organism: Mauremys mutica (yellowpond turtle)
Lineage: Eukaryota; Metazoa; Chordata; Testudines; Geoemydidae
Gene: CCPG1
Product: cell cycle progression 1
Exons: 10
Coding region: 252-2621 (789 amino acids)
Cellular component (GO): membrane
Source: RefSeq, a predicted model, not a curated record